Molecule: messenger RNA, 1990 nt
Organism: Plodia interpunctella (Indianmeal moth)
Lineage: Eukaryota; Metazoa; Arthropoda; Insecta; Lepidoptera; Pyralidae
Product: alkaline phosphatase-like
Exons: 11
Coding region: 485-1876 (463 amino acids)
Biological process (GO): dephosphorylation
Molecular function (GO): alkaline phosphatase activity
Source: RefSeq, a predicted model, not a curated record
CGGCACCACGUGGCGUCGUCGAGCCGUGGCUUCCGUCAAAUAAAAAUAGUCAGUCGCCAUUAUGCGGUCCGGGCUAUUAGUCCUGUGUAUUAUUUUGUGUAGAGGACGAUGCUCAUUAAGAAGCGCUGGGAAGACCACAACUUUGUGUUCUUUAAAUGCAUUACUAUACUGACUGACCUUCGCUUUCCUAAAAACUGCUUCGACGUCGUUCAUUGGCCACACAAUGCAGUAGGUAUCAAGUUCAAUGAUGUUUACAUUUUGAUAAGCUGCACUACUGUACCUACUGCAGUAUAUAACCUGCUUUACUGAAAUUUACAAAACUUCUGCCUAAACUAAGCAGCAUUUUUUUGGAUUCUUACAUCAUUCUUUCAAACGAGACCAAGAAUUUUGGACAAACCUAGCACAAAACGAGCUUCAAGAGGCGUUGAAGGUACAGCUAAAUCAUGGAAUCGCUAAAAAUGUAAUAAUAUUCAUUGGAGACGGCAUGGGACCCAACACAGUGACCGCCACCAGGAUCUACAAAGGAGGGGAGUCCCAUCGCCUGGAGUUUGAGAAGUUUCCUCAUGUUGGUCUGUUGAAGACAUACUCAGCCAAUACUAUGGUUUCCGACUCGGCUUGCACGGCCACGGCGAUGUUCUGCGGGGUCAAGGUCAACAAGGACACUGUGGGGGUCGACGCUACCGUCCGACGCAAAGACUGCGAGAGCUCCUUGAAGCCCGAAGUGAGACUGACCAGUUUGGCUGCGCUGGCGCUUAAAGCUCGGAAAAGUGCUGGUUUCGUGACAACGAUGCGUGUGACGCACGCGACACCGAGCCCACUGUACGCGCACAGUGCGGACCGUCUCUGGGAGUGCGAAGACCACAUGCCGGCCAACGCCAGGGUUUGCAAGGACCAUGCCCGACAGCUCUUCGAAGACUGGCCCGGGAAGGAUCUCAAUGUAAUUAUGGGUGGCGGCAGACAAUCUCUGGUUUCUAACAUCCAAGGGACGCCGGAUGCCUGGGUCUGUGCGUCCAAAGACGGUCGAAAUUUAAUUGAAACCUACAAGAUGGACAAGCACAUCCGAGGGCUGAAUUAUAGUGUAGUCUCUAACACACAGGAACUAAAAAGCUUUAAUAAUAAUUCCGAUUAUCUUCUAGGAAUUUUCGCUAACAGCCAUAUGGAUUACGAGUACCAAAGAAACAAAGGGCCUGAAGGAAUGCCGUCAAUAUCAGAAAUGGUAGAAGCUGCCAUCAAAGUUCUAAGGAGAAACAAAAAUGGAUAUUUCCUGAUGGUAGAAGGUGGCAACGUAGACAUGGCCCACCACCGAGGUCGAGCGAAGCUUGCCAUAGACGAGGCUGCAGCCAUGGAGGAGGCAGUGAAGGUAGCUGCAGCGAUGACUGAUGAAAAGGACACUCUUCUGAUUGUCACCAGCGACCACACUCACACGCUGAACAUCAACGGAUACCCGCCCAGGGGGUCCAAUAUAUUUGGCAUUGCACAAGCAUCACCCCUAGACGGCGUCAACUACACAACGCUGGCCUACAGCACCGGAGGGCCAGACUCCUUCCAAUACUUCGCGCAGACCGAUGAGAACAACCGUACCAGGGUGCUGAGACGGGACCCUGGGCUCGAAGACACCGACAGCAUAGACUACAAGCAGAUCGCGAGCAUUACGCUUUCGGAGAAUAGUCAUGGAGGUGGUGACGUUGCAAUUUAUGCCAGAGGUCCCCAUUCCCACUUAUUCCACAACGUCCACGAACAGCACUACGUAUACCACGCCAUACAGUACGCGGCCAAAAUUGGCGCCUACGCAACUAAUGCCUCAACAUCUAAUGCAGUUUCAUAUAUUGUAUUAAUGGCCACUACUCUGGCCACAUCGUUUUUAUUAUACACAUAAUAGAUUUAUUAUAACAUACCACAUGGUUUGUUAAAAUGUUCAGUAUUUUAAAGUGAUAUUAUUACUAUAAGUAUGUGAUGUUUUAUUUAAAAUAUAUGCUUACAAAAUAACUGC